Molecule: messenger RNA, 829 nt
Organism: Prorocentrum cordatum
Lineage: Eukaryota; Dinophyceae; Prorocentrales; Prorocentraceae
Source: the annotation of a GenBank genome assembly
CUGCUCGAGAAGCACCCGCGGCACGCGUCUUUCCAGAAGCUGGCAACUCGAGUUGCAGGUGAUGGCCCCCAAGGGCAAAGCAAAGAUGACCCCCGCCCAGAAGAAGCAACGGGCGAAAGAGCGCCGCGACAACCCUGACAUCAGGGCACACGAGAACGAGAUGCAGAGGCUGAGGACCCAGAUGAAGGCCAGCAAGGCCGCUGUGCGCAAAGAGUUCAAGGGCCUCUACGGGCCUGCGAGGAAGGAGUUCGUCAAGGUGUGGCGCGAGACAGGGAACUUCAACCACGCGCAGUGCAACAAGAUCGAGCGCACUGACAAAGAAACGAGAGACCAGUGGACUUCCGUGUGGAGGAACUUCGAUCAGCUCUUGACGGAUUUCGGUUGGGAGCCCAGCAUCGCGGACACCGACUACGGGAAAAGGGCGUAUGCGCGGGCCGAAGCCGUGCGCGACAACUGCAAGAAAAUGAAACGGACUCACGUGAAGGUGGACCCCCAGACUGGCGAUGAGAUCUAUCGGCGCCUGACCGAGACGAACGCGGACACCCAGGCCAAGCUCAAGAGGAUUGAGACGUCCAUCAGCAAGGACAAGGCCAUCCCUGCUGGUACCAAGACGCAGGUGGCCGCUGCCAAAGCCGAGCCCAUGUCGGAGACGGACCUCGAGGGCAGCGAGUACAGCUACUCCCCAUCGAGCGAGGAGGAGGACCCCGCUGGAACUGCGUCAACGCAGGCUGGCACCGCCUCCGCGUCGACGAGCGGGGUCGAUCCCGUGCUCUCGAAGGCCCUUGCCGAUUCGUUGCACAUCUGGACCUUGUUCGAUGGGCUCUGCGUC